Molecule: messenger RNA, 1305 nt
Organism: Sorex fumeus (smoky shrew)
Lineage: Eukaryota; Metazoa; Chordata; Mammalia; Eulipotyphla; Soricidae
Gene: CTXN3
Product: cortexin 3
Exons: 2
Coding region: 554-802 (82 amino acids)
Source: RefSeq, a predicted model, not a curated record
GCUCAGAGCAGGGAUAGGUGGAUGGCUUUGCUUUUGUAAAGGUGUGGGAAUGCCCUGUGAUGUUUUCCCGUACUCCCUUUGAAUGUUAAUGCUUUCUUGAAGAUGAUUUCAGACACACUGCCAGGAUACUGCCUCUACUCACUGAAGCAGAAUCCUCUGAAGAGUUGCUGAGGCAGAACCGAAAUCAUGGCUUGCCUCAGAGCAGCAGCCUUAUUGGCUGCUCUAGAUGCCUCACACGAAAGACGAUGCUCCUUUCACUCAGGGGUUUUCAUGGGAAGUUUCACAGCCUGAAAGAACAGCUUUAGAUCUGGGGUGUGCCAUCCGCUGCCUGCCGCUACCACUGGCUACCACUUUAACACAGCUUGUCUGAGAAGAAUGGACACUACAGAGGCUUGUAACUACCUGUAACUGUUUAACCAGGAAAUGGAUCAAGUGUUUGUUCAGCCAGAUCCAGCAGAUGACUCGGCCUCUCCAAGCUGCAGUUACCAUGGUUUCAACAGGCUGAUGAUGGCAGCAAAGGAAAUUGAGAGAUCCUGUGCUCUGGCUUUCCUGGAUGAUGGACGGGGGACAGCCCGUCCCUUCCCCUUCAUUGUCCCUCGGGAACACAUCGACAGACUCUAGCAUGUCUCUGGAGCAAAAAACCACAUUUGUCUUCGUGAUUUUGUUGUUUAUUUUCUUGGGCAUCCUCAUUGUCAGGUGUUUUCGGAUUCUUCUGGAUCCCUAUCGAAGCAUGCCCACUUCAACAUGGGCAGAUGGACUUGAAGGCCUGGAGAAAGGGCAGUUUGACCAUGCACUUGCAUAAUAGCCAGAACCUCUCCUGAGGAGGUCAAGUGCUUCACAUCUUAGCAGAAAUUUUCUUUCCCUGAUGUUCUCAAUAAACCAAAUUUUAACCUGUUUGACCCUCCUGGAGUCCAGCCCUCCUGCAACCCUUUGUUCUAUAAUCAUGCAAUUGGGGUGAAAACUUUUGAGGAUAUUGGGAAGGAACGCUUAUAUUGCCAACACAAAAGGGGUAGUUUUACAUUUCCCUGUUUACUCAAUGAAUGAAUGUUGCUGAGUCUACAAUGUGAUGGUGAAACUGAGAACAUCAACAGUGACACACACUUGGCCACAAACAUAGGACCAUGUGACCUGACCCAGGAAUUAUGACUAGGAAAGAUUUGAUCUGCUUCUGGUUACAGGACCAGAUGCCUUCCUCGGCAGAAUAUGACUCUUAGUUUGGUCAUUUUUAUAAGAAUGUGCAUCCUUGGCAGAGUGGACCCAAAGAAGGUCCUGUUUUUACCUAAAGCAAAGAGUACUGUGGGAAAG